Phaeoacremonium minimum UCRPA7 is the source of this 744-nucleotide messenger RNA. RefSeq names its product putative haloacid dehalogenase-like hydrolase protein. The record is from RefSeq and is a predicted model, not a curated record. The transcript has a single exon. The coding region runs from base 1 to 744 and encodes 247 amino acids. Lineage: Eukaryota; Fungi; Ascomycota; Sordariomycetes; Togniniales; Togniniaceae.
AUGGCGAAGAUCACAACCCUCCUCUUCGACUGCGACAACACGCUCGUCCUCUCAGAGGAGCUCGCCUUCGAGGGCUGCGCGGACCUGAUCAACGAGAUCUGCAAACAGCGCAGCGUCCAGAUCCCGGAGCCCUUCACCGGCGAGACCCUCAUCAAGGAGUUUGUGGGCCAGAACUUCCGCGGCAUGCUCACGUCGCUACAGCAGCGCUACAACUUCGAGAUCAGCCCGGAGGACACCGAGGAGUAUGUCAAGCGCGAGGAGGACGUCGUCAUCGCCAAGCUCAAGGAGGCGCUCAAGCCCUGCCCCGGCGUCGACGCCGAGCUCGACAAGCUGGCCGAGCACAAGAAGUACCACCUAGCCGUCGUGUCGAGCUCGGCCCUGCGGAGAGUCAAGGCCAGCAUCGAGAAGGUCGGCCAGGACAAGUUCUUCGACGGCGAGCACGUCUUCUCCGCCGCGACGAGUCUGCCCAAGCCGACUAGCAAGCCGGAUCCUGCCAUCUACCUGCACGCGAUGAAAGUCCUGGGCAAGACCGCCGACGAGUGUGUCGCGGUGGAGGACUCGAAGAGCGGUACACUCAGCGCGACACGAGCUGGUAUCAAGGCCAUUGGAUACGUCGGCCCUUACGCGGACGACAAGAAGGCCGAGAUGGAGAAGGUGCUACGUGAUGCUGGCGCCGUGGUAAUCAUGCAAGAUUGGAGCGAGUUCGAGUCUUGCCUCGAACAGAUUGAGAGCGGAAAGGUAUAG